This is a messenger RNA of Daucus carota subsp. sativus, 2279 nucleotides long. Its product is annotated as L-type lectin-domain containing receptor kinase IX.1. Bases 120 to 2204 code for a protein of 694 amino acids. Gene Ontology annotation, cellular component: plasma membrane. The record is from RefSeq and is a predicted model, not a curated record. Lineage: Eukaryota; Viridiplantae; Streptophyta; Magnoliopsida; Apiales; Apiaceae. The transcript has a single exon. Gene Ontology annotation, biological process: protein phosphorylation. Gene Ontology annotation, molecular function: carbohydrate binding; ATP binding; protein kinase activity.
UGCAAAGAAAUGGUCAAGCUGAGCAAGUUUAAAAUUAUAAAUCUUGAAUGAUUACAUAUAUGCAAGUGUUCUGCAAAUAAGUUUCCACUGCAUUGCAAAAGUCCUGUAAUCAACUAGGCAUGGGUUUCAGCCCCUCUGUUUUUAUAAGAUCUCUGUUCUAUUUAAGUACUAUUCAUUUUGCUGCAACUUUGGAAUUUAACCUUACCAGAUUCAGUCCUAAUAGUGAUGAUAUAAUUUAUGAUGGAGACGCGGUUCCAGCAAACGAAGCCAUCCAGCUCACAAAGAACUUACAAGACGAAUCAUUGGCUACUAGCAUAGGCCGAGUGACAUAUAAGAAGCCUAUGCAUCUGUGGGACAAGGCCUCAAGAAAUCUUACAAACUUCACCACCCAUUUUUCUUUUGUCAUUGAUUCGCAGGAUAGAACAACUUAUGGUGAUGGUAUCGCGUUCUUUCUAGCUCCAAAUGGUACCAAGGUACCCGAAAGGGCAAAACAAGGGGGAUCAUUAGGACUUACAAAUGAUGAUGAGCCCUUGAACACCACGGUUAACAAAUUUGUUGCUGUUGAGUUUGACAUUUUUAGGAACAGCGGUUGGGACCCGGAGAAUGUUUCUGAGCAUUUAGGUGUUGAUAUCAGCUCUGUGAGAUCUGAGGCUAGUGUUCCCUGGUUGAAUAGUAGCUCUAGUAUUAAGAAGGGGUGGGAAAAUGAAGCCUGGAUCAGUUAUGAUUCUAGUUCCAAGAACCUUAGUGUUGUCGUUCGUACAAGUUUGAAUAGUACUAAUAGUACCAGGAAUCAAAGUCUUCACUUUGUGGUUGAUUUACGCGAGGUUUUGCCAGAUUAUGUCAGUUUUGGCUUUUCAGCUGCAACAGGACAGUUGUUAUCUAUUAAUAGAAUCAAUUCAUGGGACUUCUAUUCGAGUCUGGAGUCGGAUGAUGAUGUAACAGGUCCAACUGGUCCUGGAGGCCCAAAUCCCUCUAAAACGAAAGGUAACAAGAUCGGUUUAGUGGUUGGAUUGGCAGUGGGGGGAUCUGUUCUUUGUGCAUCAGCUUUGGGCAUAUACCUUAUCUUGAGGAAGAAAAAGAGAGAGGAGGAUGAGGAUGAUAUUCUUGUUGAGGAUGAUUCUAUGGAUGGUGAAUUUGAGAAAGGAAUUGGACCUAAAAGGUUUUCAUAUAAUGCUCUUGCUCAGGCAACAAAUAACUUUGCACUGAAAGACAAGCUUGGAGAAGGAGGAUUCGGGGGAGUUUACAAAGGCUUCUCGGAAGAAUUAAAUUGUUAUGUUGCUGUCAAGAGAGUAUCGAGAGAUUCUAGUCAAGGAAUUAAGGAGUACGCAUCAGAAGUGAAGAUCAUCAGUCGUUUGAGACAUAAAAAUUUGGUGCAGCUCAUUGGUUGGUGCCAUGAGAAAAGAAAUCUUAUACUAGUCUAUGAGUACAUGCAGAAUGGUAGCUUGGAUUUCCAUCUUUUCAAGGGGCAGAGCUUGUUGUCAUGGAGAGUAAGGUACAAUAUUGCUCAAGGUCUGGCAUCGGUAUUGCUUUAUCUACACGAAGAAUGGGAGCAAUGUGUGGUGCAUAGAGAUAUUAAAUCAAGCAAUGUCAUGUUAGAUUCAAGUUUUAACGCCAAGCUAGGUGAUUUCGGGUUGGCAAGAUUGGUUGAUCAUGACAAGGGUGCACAGACAACUAUUGUAGCUGGGACACGAGGAUACAUGGCUCCUGAAUGUUUUAUCACGGGCCAAGCGAGUAGGGAAUCAGAUGUUUUCAGCUUCGGAGUUGUAGCAUUGGAAAUAGCAUGUGGUCGGAAGCCUAUUGACCCCAAGGUUGAAGAAAGCCAGAGAGAAUUAGUAAAGUGGGUCUGGGACCUUUAUGGACUGGAACAAAUUCUUGAAGCGGCAGACCCAAAACUCUCUGGGGACUAUGACGAGCAGGAAAUGAAACGCCUGAUGAUCGUCGGGCUCUGGUGUGCACAUCCAGAUAGCACUAUUCGGCCUUCUAUUAGGCAAGCUAUGCACGUUCUCAAUUUUGAUGCUCCAUUGCCUAAUCUUCCACCAAAGAUGCCUGUGGCAACCUAUUCCGCCCCAUUAAACUAUUCAUCUGUGUCCUCAGGAUAUGGCUUGUCCACCACUCAGAGCAGCCAAACUCAGAAUUCAGGCCAUAGUAAUGAUACCGGUUCUUCAGUUUCUGCCUCUGCAGCACUUCUACAUAAUACUAGAUAGGAGUGAUUAAUGAUUAACAUGUCAAUAUUAUUAUUUUGUUCAUAUUAUGUUUCUACGUAGCCUAUAAGUUCUUUU